ACACGAACAACAAAAAUGGAGAGCGCACUCGCUGUAGCCGAAGGACGCUAAAUUUAGGGAACUUUUCUCAAAAUAUCUCCACAGAAUCUCGUGUAUUAAACUCGGACGAAGCUCUAGAAUUAUAUUGAAUCAAAUCUACCGGUAUUUUGAGAGUUGUCUUCGUAAAGAGCGUCGGAUCUUAUAAACUAACCGGUUUCUUGGAUACGACAAAAGAGUACACAGGCUUCGUUAGCUGUUAGCUCAAACGCUAGCGUUUAGGUUUCACCCUCAUGGUACUUGGAUUAUAAACUUGAGAAACCGAGAUCAACAUGGACAAGGCAGACUUCUUAAAAGGACUCCCAGUCUAUAACAAGAACAACUUCAGCAGAUUCCACGCUGACUCAGUUUGUAAAGCAUCAAACCGGAGGCCGUCAGUGUAUCUUCCAACCCGAGAAUACCCUUCAGAACAAAUCAUCGUCACAGAGAAGACAAACAUCUUGUUGCGGUAUCUGCACCAACAGUGGGACAAAAAGAAUACAGCCAAGAAACGGGAGCAGGAGCCGGCCGAGGGUGAGAACACGGCACCUCCUCGUAAAAUGGCGCGCACAGACAGUCGAGAGCUGGGCGAGGAUUCAUGAACUGAGCCAACACCAGGCACAACCCACAAUGCACCUGUGUCAGGGCUGAUUAAAGCACAUGGAAGCACAGCCCUCUGCCACAGAACUACAGUGUUGUUCUGUUACCGUGGAAACGUUUAUGUUUUUCAAUCGCAGAAUCUCCUUUACCGUCAAACAUAAAUUUUACGUACACUUAA
This is a messenger RNA of Periophthalmus magnuspinnatus, 793 nucleotides long. RefSeq names its product DET1- and DDB1-associated protein 1-like. Gene Ontology annotation, cellular component: Cul4-RING E3 ubiquitin ligase complex. The record is from RefSeq and is a predicted model, not a curated record. NCBI's taxonomy places the organism in Eukaryota, Metazoa, Chordata, Actinopteri, Gobiiformes, Gobiidae. The transcript has 5 exons. Gene Ontology annotation, biological process: positive regulation of proteasomal ubiquitin-dependent protein catabolic process. The coding region runs from base 309 to 617 and encodes 102 amino acids.